Linepithema humile (Argentine ant) is the source of this 3454-nucleotide messenger RNA. Its product is annotated as hexuronate transporter. Lineage: Eukaryota; Metazoa; Arthropoda; Insecta; Hymenoptera; Formicidae. Gene Ontology annotation, molecular function: transmembrane transporter activity. Gene Ontology annotation, biological process: transmembrane transport. The record is from RefSeq and is a predicted model, not a curated record. Gene Ontology annotation, cellular component: membrane.
AACACUUUCUUAUAAAUGAAGGUUGGUCACCGGUUCGUGCCUCAUUUGACGCUCCACCCUCCGCAGGCGGAAGGAUCGAUCCGCGGGAUCAUUCCGUUCUGCUGUUCUCUUGUUACCUCUUUCUCCUCCGGCUCCCUCGUCGACGGAUUCCCGCGCGUCGUUCCACGGUGCUGAGUAGAGAGCUUCCUUCUGAUCCUUCCCGGAUUUCGAGGAUCUCGAUCUCGCGGACUUCGCCGAGGAAUACAUCAAGUAAGGAGUCAAAUGCUCACUUCGGUAAUGAAAAAAUUGGCACUUUUCUACAAGCCUUAUGCGUUGGCUAUUGUAUCAAUUGGCUAUGUUCUGGGAGAAUUAGGUCAUUAUCUGAUAGGCGUAACGAGCAAAGCGAUCGCCGAGGACCUGCAUUACGGCGACAUUUCCUGCCAAUUUAAUUCAACGACAUUGUCGUUGGUCGACCUUCCGAUACAAUGCGAAGCAGCAAAGAAUUCCACUUCCUGCCGAUCCCUGGAACUGAACGGAUCUUAUUACUGCGAAUGGAAUUACAAUGGCCUCGGUCUGGACUAUCAAAUCCUGGCGGGACCGAGCUUCAUCGCGGUCUUCACGAUCGUCGGUGUUAUCUUGGGUUUCGCGGCCGACAAAUACAACAGAGUGAGGAUGUUGACGAUCUGCACGCUAAUAUUCAGCGUCGCGAUCAUCCUGAGCGGGGCGGUGUGGGAAUACUGGCAGCUCGUCAUUCUGCGAAUGGUCCUGGCGGCGGGAGAGGCGGGAUGCAAUCCGAUGGUGACCGGUCUUCUAUCCGACUGGUUCCCGGAAGAACAACGGGGCCUCGUCAUGUCCAUUUUCAAUUGGGGCAUUUACGGCGGUUACGGCAUCGCCUUUCCGGUCGGCCGCUACAUUACUAAGCUGAACGCCUGGGAUCUGGGCUGGAGAAUAUGUUAUUACGGAGCCGGUGUGAUCGGCUUAAUCGUUGCCGUGCUCACCGGUCUGACGCUCACCGAGCCGGAAAAGACGAUCGGCGAGGAGUCGGCCGACGAGAAGCAAGUAUCGAUUUGGAAAGUGAUACUGCAACCACGCAUUAUACUUUUAUGCCUCGCUGCCAGCAUCAGACAUUGCGGUGGAAUGUGCUUCGCCUACAAUUGCGAUCUGUACUACAGAGACUAUUUCCCGGAUUACGAUCUCGGCUGGUGGCUCUUCACCGUCACGAUCGUCAUCGGCAGUAUCGGGGUCGUGGCCGGCGGAAUAAUUAGCGACAAGUUUGUGGCGAAAAUGGGAAUUCGGUCGCGCGUAGCGUGUUUGGCGAUCAGCCAAAUAAUCGCGACGCCGUUCGCAUUCGGUUCGGUAUACUUCACUCCUCUCUGGGCCAUGAUCACGCUAGGAAUUUCGUAUUUCUUCGCCGAGAUGUGGUUUGGAAUAGUGUUCGCCGUCGUGGUGGAAAUAGUUCCUCUAAAUGUACGGUCGACCACCAUCGGCGUUUUCUUAUUCGUCAUGAAUAACAUCGGCGGAAACUUACCAAUACUCGUCGAGCCCACCAGAAUAGUCACUGGUUUCCGAGAGUCAUUGUAUAUUUUUUACGCUGGCUUUUAUGGCAUCAGUUCCAUUCUGUUCUUUUUCACUAUGUUCCUAAUGGACGGUUCCGAGAAAGUAGGAACGACCGAGGUGGAUCCGCCAGUGUACGACAAUAGCACAUUUACUAACGACGAUGGCCAAUUGCCAACGUUGGAGUGGCCACGAUUUCCGGAGCGGCCGCCGAUCUACGAACAUUCUCGGUUAUGAGCCGGAAAAGAGCUGUCGUUCCAGACAGUAUCUGUAAAUAGUACUUCGAGCUAGGUACAAGUCGCGUAGCUUAAGUGUUAACGCCAUUAAAAAAUUGAUUACGAAAAAUUACUGUUACCUGCUACAAAAAUUAAUAGUGUAAGAAUAUUGAUAAGGAAAAAAUUUUGUACAGUAGAAAAAUAUUAGAAAAAUAAUGGAAAAAGAUAUGCAUAUAUCUUCUUUUUUUUUCAAGCAUCGAUGGGUUAAAGUUCUUCGCGUCGAUAUUUGCGAAAUCGCAAUUUAUCAAACAACAGCUGCGAUAAUUAAGAAUUACGAAUUGUUUUGUUUAAGUUGCGGCAUGUUGCAAAACGUUUAUGUACACACGUGUAUUACGUAAAACUUUAUGAUAAAAAAGUUUACGGAAAGUUCGAUAAACUUUGACAAUUCUUAAAUCGUAUUCUUAAAAUAGAAGUUUGUAAUAAUACGUAUCGUAUUGCGAGUGUUAAUUAGGAAGCGGAUUAGUUCAGGUGUCACAGACUAAUUCACACGCAGACUCACCUGCAAUUCCAUCUCGCAAAAAAAUAUUUUAUUGAGAAAGUCACAUAAAUUAAUUAAUAUUAAGUGGCGAUUGGUUUUGGUGUUAUCACAUGUUAUAGACAGCCUGUUGAGUUCCUUGACGAGUAAUACAAAACGGUAAAAUGAUACGUAUUUAUAUAUUACACAUACGGAUACCACUUGGACACACGGACGAAAUUCUACACACAGGAUACGAGCAAUUCUACGUACGGGAUUCAAACUAGAAAUGGAAUAGAAUAUGAGAAUUCAAACUAGAAUAUGAGAUUCGCCAUCCUCUUUCUAUGUACAAAUUAUUUAAUAUAAAUAAAUGAGUCGAUUUGUAAUGUACAAAAAUAAUAAUCGAUCGGGAGCGAUUUUCUUAAACGGAGGUAUACGAAGACGCCGCCCGACGAGGGUUCUGUCAUGAAAAUGCUGUGUACAUAUCUACAUAUAGCCGCACGAUGAUAUCUCGCGCGCGACGUUCUGCAAAUAAAUAGCCGCUUAAAAGCGCACCGAUUGAUCCACCUGCGUGCGCGAUGGCAAUUACGUCACGCAGGGGGAAGGAAACGUAGACGCAGCGCGUAAAUAAGCGUAAAGACUAAAGCCUCUCCUUCCAGGUUCGGCGAACUCUAAUACUUUCCGAGCUGGCUAACACCCGACGACGUAGCGCGAUGAUAAUGCUCUUAAUACUAAUACGGGCACUCGGUCGGAGGGGGGGAGUGUUUUGCGCACGGUUCGCCGAAGCGCAGCAAAGCAAGCCGGUUUAUUUUGAUUGCGGUGUAAGGUGGCACCGAUACGUAUUAUUCAGUCACUUUACGGUGACAUCUCGUUGAGUUAGUAAACUCGCAUCGCUUUCAAAACAAGCGGUUGCAAUGCCGACGGCCGAGUCGCGACGCACUUUUAUCCCGCCAAAUCGGACUUACGAUGUAAAUAAAAAAAAGUGCAUCGUCGGAAGAAACGAUCGACGUGACAAUUCAAGUCAUUUCGAAAAUUUAGGAAACAAAUAUUCACGUCACUUGUCCCGUUCAUGUCGCGACGUUAGAAAAUAAGGAGCGAUGCAUCUAUCGAACGCCCAAACACAACGACGAGCUACGAAAGUAUGUGCCGACUUGCAAAUUCGUAUCAAAAUACACACAAACUGCAAACUGUC